Siniperca chuatsi (mandarin fish) is the source of this 1143-nucleotide messenger RNA. It is a transcript of the gene nol12, whose product is annotated as nucleolar protein 12. Gene Ontology annotation, molecular function: RNA binding. The record is from RefSeq and is a predicted model, not a curated record. Lineage: Eukaryota; Metazoa; Chordata; Actinopteri; Centrarchiformes; Sinipercidae. Gene Ontology annotation, cellular component: nucleolus. The coding region runs from base 69 to 788 and encodes 239 amino acids. The transcript is spliced from 6 exons.
AAAUGACGUGCUCUUUAAUAAGACAAGCCGGAAGCAGUGUAGGGUAAAGGUAAACUCACGUGCACAACAUGAAAAAUACAAAAAAGCACAACAAUGUGUCCAAAAAGACUAAAUUCAAGCCAGGAUCCAAGAAAAGAGAAAACAAAUGCAUCGUAAUGUUUGACGACAAAGAAAGACAGGAGUAUUUAACUGGUUUCCAUAAGCGAAAGGUGGAAAGGAGGAAGGCAGCAGUGGCAGAAAUUCGAAAGAAAAUCAAGGAUGAGCAGAUCAGAGUCCGAGAAGAAAGGCAUAAGGAAUACAUAAAGAUGCUGAAGGAGAGGAAAGAAGCUCUUGACGCUGCUGAAGAUGAUCUGGAAGAUAUGAUAACCAGUACAACAGAGUCUGUGCAGUACGAUCACCCCAACCACACCGUCACCGUGACAACCAUCAGUGAUCUUGACCUCACAGGGGCUCACCUGCUUGGACCUGCGGCAAUUCAGGUUAAUGGGGAGGGCGAGGAUGAAGAAAAGGGGGAGAAAGAGGAGAAAACAACUGCAAUGCCAAGAAAAGCUGGGAAUCCAAUCAUCAACAAAAAGAUCCGCUCCCUAACUGCGUCGCUCAGCACGUGCACCACCAAGCGGAAGGGGAAGGGGAAGGGGAAAGGGAACCAGGAAGGCCGAGGAGGACGAGGCCGUCAGACAUACAAGAGACCCGGGGCCACAGAGAGUAAAAAAAGAACCGGAAAGACCAGCAAGUGGCAGAGACGUCGACAGACUGGGAAAAGGGUGCAUUAUCGGGACGAGAGAUGAAGAGUGUGUGGAAAAAUAUAACGUGGGGUUUGAACUGUGAAGAGAAUUGAUUUCUUGUGUCAGUGUCCCACAGACUUUGGAGUAUUUAUGUUCCUGUGUUUGAGCAGGACAUGUAUAUGCUGAGAAGUUUGUAAAAUGAACACGAGCUGAUGUGGACGCUCAGUGACUGUAGCGUGUUGGACCGUCUAUCAUGACAUCGCUCAAUAUUUCCACAGCACCUGCCUCUUGAAAUCUUGUGCUCAAAUUUGUACAUUUUUCAAAGCAAAACUGUUUUUGUUGUGUUAUUUCUUAAACGUAUACAAACUACUGUUUUUGCCCACAUUUUCAUUAAAUAAAAGAUUAAUCUUCUAAAUAA